Molecule: messenger RNA, 606 nt
Organism: Ostreobium quekettii
Lineage: Eukaryota; Viridiplantae; Chlorophyta; Ulvophyceae; Bryopsidales; Ostreobiaceae
Source: the annotation of a GenBank genome assembly
AUGCUCGAGGCCGAUGAGGAGCGGGGAGCCUGUGGCCGGUUCCCCUACAUUGUGUCCAUCCGUGACAAGAGCAAUGACCACAAGUGUGCAGGUGUUCUUAUUCACCAUCGUUGGGUGCUGACAUCAGCACAGUGCGUGGACCCCGGAGUCCAGGCUGAUGCUGUGGUGUCACCACAGUCACUGACCGUGGUGGUUGGGGGAUGUAAUCUGAAAGAUGAACUCCCAGCCAAGAAUGCAGAAGGCCAGAAAGUCGAGGUUUUCGAACUUAACAAUUUCUUCGUCCACGAAAACUGGACUGGCAGCUACGAGAAUGGUUCAGACAUCGCCCUGCUCCUCCUAAAUGGCUCUUCAAAGCAUGUACCCCUGGCCAUGCCGCAGGGAAUCAAGGGCCUGUUCGCAACGGACAGGGUGUACUUCGUCGGAUGGGGCCGAGACGAGGCCGGACGGCUUGCAGAAGACCUCAGGGUGGACGGCGACAUCCACAUAGUGGAUAACAGGUUCUGCGACGGGGACGACGCGUGGCCGUUCCUUAAGGAUUCCAUGGUGUGCGCCCUGGGCGUCAACAGGCCGCCGGAUUUGUGCGCCGGAAACAUAGUGAUGCCGUGA